AUGAACAAACGCUCCCAAAUAACGCAUGUCACUCCACUCCCAUCAUACGUCUCUCGCGAUGCAGUCCUCGAAUUGCUGCACGACCACUCGACAAUCAUCACCUUGAAUCCUCUCGUCACACAUCACGGCCGUACCAGACCACCCGAACACGCCCUCCCAGACGAACAUUCAUCAGCAUGGUACGAAAUAACGGAUAAGAUCGAAUACAUCCCGGGCACUUCGCUGACCGGCAGCGUCACCUACACGGCAUGCAUGCACGACCUCCCUAACGGCCUUCAAACACACAUUCACGCCCCCGGGGGUCUCGAAAUUCGCGGCAAAUGGCAAUUACUGGGCUGGUUACCAGGCGAGGAACGCGACGCACCCGAAAUUGGCACUGAGCAGCACGGUAUUCCCAGGGAAGGACUAUAUUUGAGGGAAGAUUGUGAUUUGAAGUGUAAUUUCUUUUUGACGCAUUUCGUGAAGAAGAGCAUACACAAGUCGCAUAAGGUGCUGGUUAAGAGGUUGUUGAAGUUGGCAAGUGAGCGGACUGCACCAAAUGGAAGGCGGGCGAAGUCGGCGAAUACGGAGGAGGUGGAGGUCAGAGUUAUAUCGGAUAGUCCCUCGAGACCGGAUGGGGCAACGUCGCCGUUUAAUGAGCAGCGGCAACGGAAUGUACUCGAGUGGCAGUCAAAGGGGUAUUCUGUUUCGGUUUCCGGCGGCACGCAGCAGAAUGUGACAGUAUCAAGAUCGUCGUCGGCGCGACAAGACCAAAUUUCGCGACGAGGUCGGUCCCAAUCACCGGGAUAUGCAUUCGUGAAGCCGUCGCUAGGCUCGUCGAAACGAUACCCGUCCGAGGGACCGUCGAAUCGACGGAAUCGGGACGAUUCUCCGGUGUCAAGGCCGUCAACUAAUAGUUCAGAGUGA
This is a messenger RNA of Talaromyces marneffei, 906 nucleotides long. RefSeq lists its product as uncharacterized. Bases 1 to 906 code for a protein of 301 amino acids. Lineage: Eukaryota; Fungi; Ascomycota; Eurotiomycetes; Eurotiales; Trichocomaceae. The record is from RefSeq and is a predicted model, not a curated record. The transcript has a single exon.